Molecule: messenger RNA, 5378 nt
Organism: Anopheles stephensi (Asian malaria mosquito)
Lineage: Eukaryota; Metazoa; Arthropoda; Insecta; Diptera; Culicidae
Product: RNA pseudouridylate synthase domain-containing protein 1-like
Exons: 3
Coding region: 769-1671 (300 amino acids)
Biological process (GO): pseudouridine synthesis
Molecular function (GO): RNA binding; pseudouridine synthase activity
Source: RefSeq, a predicted model, not a curated record
AGCUUUGACAAGCGAAAGCAAAGACACCAAAACCAAGCAAAAAAAACAAUUAGACGAUUUCGAGUGCUGCAAGGUCCUGAAAUUUGCAACAAUUUCGGGGGGGGUUUGUUGCCAUUUACUAAAUCUCCUAGCAGCAGAAUCUUUAUUGUGCGUGUUCGCUAAAGUGUGACCCAAAGUGCAAAGAGUGUUGUAGAGUGCUUCGAUUUUGUUCUCCUGCGGACGGCCGCACCGUCACAACAGCCACACGCGCGCACACACACACACGCACUGUUGUUGCAAAAACAAGGCAUCGGGUGAAGAAAAAACACACAAAUGGAGUAGGAAAAGGCAUCCGGACAAAACAAGGCUCGCCAGUCGGUCAGGAAUCGUAACGUGGUACACCGUGCGCAACGUCCUUUCCAGCGAUAUCCAAGCCCCAAUGGUAUUUACAGCAGUGGUGCGUGUCAUUGAGACUGCCCGACCAGCAGGAGCCAAACGCGUUUACGCUUCGAAUGAGGUCCUUCAAGGCUUCAGGCGCGCUGAGAUGCUGCUUGAAUUAAUAACGAGCUGCUGGUAGAAGCGUUCUUUCGAAUACGGCCAAUCUCAUCGAUUUCGCUCACUCCAAACCGUCCCCGACAGGCUCGACGUCCUGUGGUGCAUUUGGCCAAACGCGCUCGCCGUGCUGCAUCCGGCCCGAAAACUCGCACUCUCGUUAAGGCUUCCUGUUGCGGUCUGGCCAUUGCCGCGGAUAUUCCGGAAGUAGUGAACGGGUGAAAUACGCUUCUCAGAAUGAUCGAUGAAAUCGUGGAUCGUAUCGUUCAGUUCUUUUCCACGGGGCUUGUGGAGAAAAUCAUUAAAGCUUUCCUCGUCCUAUGCGAUCGAUUCGUCAACUUCAUUCUCUCCCUGUGCGAGGGCAACAAUUACAAGAAGAAGGACGAAACGGUUGAUGUGCUGUAUACUAGCGGCAACUUUUUGGUGAUCAACAAAAAGCACGAUUUGCUGAUCAAUUCUAAUGACACUAAAAAGAAAACGGUGCAAACGAUCAUGCGAAAACAGUUUCCCGAGUACGUGCAGGAUAAUUUGACGCAUGAUUUCUAUUUUGCCCAUCGGCUGGAUUUUGCCACCAGUGGAAUACUGUGCAUUCCGCUGAAUAAAAACGCUUGCAAGGAGGUUUGCCAGGUGUUCGAAGAGCAGCGGGCCCGAAAGUACUACCUAGCUUUACUUCGCGGACAUACCGAUUUCGAUGAGGAAGUGAUCGACAUAGCGAUCGGCGAGGAUGUGCGGUUCAAGGACACGAGCAAGAAGAUGUGCACCAUCCUCGAGGACGAACUGUGUCAAAAUCCGCGUCGCAGUAUAACGAAGGUGCUGGUGCUGGAUCGGGGCUACUACAACGGAAAGCCCGUCACCAAAGUGCUUUUACGGCCCAUCACCGGCCGGCGGCAUCAGCUGCGACUGCACUGCUCGCAGAUCGGGCACGUGAUCGUGGGCGACUACACGUACAGCUUGAAGAUAGACACCUCGCCGCCCCGUAUGUUUCUCCACGCGUUCCGGCUGGUGCUGCCGAACACGAUCGAAAAUCUCGACAUCCAGACGGACGAUCCGUUCACGGAGAAAUCGCUCAAGUACAAGUGGAAGGUGGUGGAGCAGGUGAACAGCAUUGCGACCGCGUUCGACAUCAUUGACUCAUUUUAACAUUUGUGGGAACCAUGUAGAAUAUACUUUUGUAGGUCGCGUUCGUUCACGUUUCGGUUGGACCAUUUCCGGCGCCGGUUGAAUGUAAAUAUUCGUUCCUUUUCUCGAAUUUAUUCGCUCUAGAACCAAAACCGUUGCUCUCCCCUUUUCCCCGCCUUUUUUUUUGUGUGGCUCAACCGAGGGCCCGGAAAGCUAAGCUUUUGGACUUGAUGAAAAAGCUCGAUUACGAUUAGAUCGGAUACAAAACCGCAGGGGGACCGUUCGUUAUAGUCUUUGCAAAUUCGUCUCGGUUCGGUAUGAGUUCAUUUCCACGUUACACUUCACGGUACUGUAAUGUGAUGACGUAUUGUAUUGUAUUAGUAGACCUCGAAUGAUCUUCAUUAAAUGCGAAAUGGAAGGAGCGAUCGAUGCUAGUCAACACAACCAAACACGCGCUAGUCUAGAACAAGUAAUUGAGCAACGUUAAGAGAAAGCGAUCGUAAGCCCAUAGUUAAGUAACUUUCAAAAGCUUCCCUCUCGGACAAAUUUGGAUGAACGGUGGGAGGUAAAAUCGAGAGAGAGAGAGAGAAAGAGAGAGGCUGUAGUCUAGCAUAAACACAACACAACAAGCCGCAUCCGGCGGGCACCCGAUGGCGAUGGUUGCCGCCAGUACCGAGACGUAAGCCGACGGAAAUUCUGAACCGUAUUGUUGCUCGCUAAAGGUUUUCCGAUAACGACGUCCGGAAUAUUGUUUCAAAUCCUCUCAUUUUCCCCAAAAGCUUAUCUUAAAGACAACUUUAACAGAAGAUACAAAGUAGCGUGACUCGUAAAUUAUUUAUUCGGAAACAAGCAAAUCUCAUUAAACUCUAAUACCGUUUACGCAAUAGAGGAAGAAAUUAGAUAGCGAUUUACUAUUGAAAUGAUCGUCGUGUUUUCUCGCCCGAGCUACACGGAGUUACACUACUACAACGUACUUUCACAUCACAUUAUAGAAAGAUGGCUAGCAAAGAAAUUCAAGCAAAUAGAAGCGAUUAUUAAAACAAAGACGGCGACGACCACACACGUACACCAGGCACACCCCAUACCAAUAAAAACAGCCAAAAGAGUAGUAGCGCGAAGAGAUCCGGCCUCUUACACGACACGAUUACACGUAAGGCGGUAAAGGACAAACACAUUCCGGCUUACCGAACACCACUACUAUACGCACGUCACACAAAUAUUGCGCCCAUUGACGCACAGCUUAGGGGUAGUUAUGGUUUCCUUCAAGUGAUCUCUAAUUUAGCAUUAGUUUUGACGUUGCGUGCGCUGUAGAAAGUCAGUUAUCUUUAAUCGUUAUCCAAGCCAAAUGUUGCAAUUAUUGCUGCACAGCAUAGAGUCACUUACGCGCGCUGUACCGUAAAAUGCACAAACUUAAUUGCAACCGUUACUUCUUUAUUACGCACAUUAUUAACAAGCUGUGUUUGCUGUCGGUUUGAUUGUGUUGCGCUAGUUUCGCUUAAUGCACCUGUUAUUGCUGCGAUACAUGAGAGAAACCGAGACACAACACUGUACAGGGUUAGUGAGAGAAAGCAGUUAAAAAUGUUAUAAAAGCUUUCCCGAACAAGCAGACAAAUUUAAUUCUUAGUAGUAUAGGCCGCAUGAGCGAAGGCCGGAGCGAGUAAUACCAGUCAGCAGCCAGUCAGUCAGUCAGUCCACCGAGCCUCAGAACAAACAAAAAAUCGAAAUGAUAUCAACAAAAAAUAGACAACAAACCACAAACGAACACUCACACACACUUCACAAUUUUGUACCUUUAUCUCAAUUAACUAUUCGCGGAUAUUGCACACACCACCUGUCGUCCUAUCUGUCCUCCCGCUCACGAAGCUCGUAAGAAUGCUACACAAAACAGGUCCUCGCUCGUGCGCCGGAGAUCCCCAGAACAACCUCUAGUCAAGCUUUGCUACCAAAAACUCUCUUAAAACCUAUCGAAAAAUGUGAACAGAAAGCAGAAGCAGGUGGACAGAAUUUCUCAAAUCUUACCUUAACUCACGCCCAAAUCACGUACGGCAAGUAAAUGCGAAAAUAAGAAGCAAAUCGAAAGCUGGCGAACGAGCGCGAUACACUAUAGCAUAUUGCAGUGCAGAUUUUGCUUGAACGUUUAACUCUAGAUCACCACUUACUAUCGAUAGGAUCCACACGGAACAUACACGGUCGCGUUAGUCCGUAAUUUGAUUGAUUUUUGUAAUACUUUAUCUGCCUAGAAAAGGGGGUUUCGUUUCAAAUGUGAAUGCUGUGCAACUAUGAAUAGGCAAACGUAUAGCCGCUUAGUGAUGGAUCGCAAAGAUUCCAAAAACAAAAAGAAUCAGAACAAUCAGAAGCUGGAGUGAGCCAACGUACGCGAUAAGGAAUCGAACGGACAUCCCUGUUUCAGGCAGGGAAAGGUGAGAGAGGAAAAACUUUUUUUCGGAGUUGUGCUCCUGUACGUUGUAGGAAAUUCACGACAACACGACGUAAAACAUGUACUACCGAAUGCGGAGGCAUCCAUCCCGUUUGUGAUAUCCAUUUGACUUUAGUGGUGACCGGAGCAGCAUUGUUCGCAUUGUGUUUCCAUCACUGCCAUGUUACACUUAAAACGUAAACCUCCGGGGAGGGUAUAACAAUGAACAAACAAACGAGUCUAAAGGCAACGUCGUCACUACUAACCGUACGUAAGUCUAAAAAUCCUUGUUUUAUCAAAUCAAUGCAAACUCAGGAAGCAGUCAGCAGCGAAGACAGUCUGUUACCUAGGUCUAUACGGAUCCAUUAACGUACUCCAAACUCCAACCACACAACAACAACACGCGCGCGAUCGUACGAUCGUCUCCUCUCCACGUGGCUGGUAUGAGUUGUACAAAAGGGGACACCACAGCGUGUACUUGAAUCAAAUCAAUCUGCAAAAAUCUGGAGACGAGCGGUGGCAACAUUACAGUGUCCUCACGAUAAGCCAACAGGACUCGUAAAACCCGGUACAAUUUAGUGUAAUAAGUGCGCACUGCGAGAUGAGAAAGGCGCAAAACAGCAUUGGUAUUCCGGUUUUUUCCCGCCAAGUGUCCAAUCUUUGACAAAGCUACGGGGACAAAACGUUGUAUAAAAACGGCUAAAACACGCGAUCCAAAUCGAGUUCAGUAACUCUAACCAAACACACAGACAUUCUCUCACACACCCGAGUAAAAGCAAAUCUUUGCGCAGAUAGAAUUUGUUUGCCUGUUUCCGUUCGUUGAUUGUUGACUAAUAAGCCAUUGCAGAACCUAUUAAACUUUAAAAAUGGAAAAUCUCUCUCACACACACACACACACAUAAACAUAUACACACACGAUAAAAUCGAAUGCAAAAGCAAAAUCAUUAUCGGAAAAUUGAUAAACAUUUAGAUGGAACAAAUAGAACGCGCGUGCAAACAGAUACACACACACACCCAACCACACACACACAAACGCACGCUCGAACGGGGCGGGUGGUGUUGAGCUGUUAAGGUGUAAGUAAAAGCGAUUAUAUAGAUAUAUAUAGUAAAAACCCGAAAGAACCAACCAAACCAACUAAAAUCGAAUCCAGAUUUUUUCUUAAAACAUACGGACGGAGGAGAAAGCAAAUCAAGAUACGGAGGACGACGAAGAGAAACGGAAGAAGCAACGGGGCAACAAUUUAUGUACGUACAUUAAAUAAUUUCUUUUGAAAAGAAAUAAAAACGCUUUUUGAAAUCGAUCCAAACAUAA